This is a messenger RNA of Sceloporus undulatus (fence lizard), 3869 nucleotides long. RefSeq names its product mitogen-activated protein kinase kinase kinase 12 (gene MAP3K12). The coding region runs from base 86 to 2728 and encodes 880 amino acids. The record is from RefSeq and is a predicted model, not a curated record. NCBI's taxonomy places the organism in Eukaryota, Metazoa, Chordata, Lepidosauria, Squamata, Phrynosomatidae. The transcript is spliced from 14 exons. Gene Ontology annotation, biological process: JNK cascade; protein autophosphorylation. Gene Ontology annotation, molecular function: ATP binding; JUN kinase kinase kinase activity.
GAGAAAUUGGAAGAGGCAGGCAUCGAGAGGAGCCCAGACUGCAGCAACGGAGGUGGUGACACAUGGGGACUAGCUGCACAUCAUCAUGGCGUGCCUGCAUGAGACCCGCACACCUUCCCCCUCCUUUGGCAGUUUCAACACUAUCCUCGCUGAGAGCUCCCUCCGAAAACUGGAUCCAGAUGCUUCGGACUGCACCCCAGAAAAGGACCUUACACCAACACAGUGUGUGCUGAGAGAUGUGCUGCCCAUUGAUGGAGGCGGAGGCGGGGGUGGAGGACACAGCCCCACUCCCAGCGAGGAGACCCAUGACCAGUUUGCCAAUAGUGUCCUUCAGCUCCAUGAACAUGAAGCUGGGAGUGGAGGGGGAGGUGGGGCUGGGGCUGGGGCUGGGGCUGGGGUCGGGAAUCCUGAGGUGCGGCCCACCCGGUACCAUGCUGACCAGGUACGGAUCCACUGCCAGUCUGGGAGCGGCUUUCUGGAAGGCCUGUUUGGUUGCCUGAAGCCUGUCUGGACCAUGAUCGGCAAAGCAUAUUCCACUGAACACAAACAGCAGCAAGAAGAUCCAUGGGAAGUGCCCUUUGAAGAGAUUAUGGACUUGCAGUGGGUGGGCAGUGGGGCUCAGGGAGCUGUUUUCCUGGGACGCUUCCAUGGGGAGGAAGUAGCUGUCAAGAAGGUGCGAGACCUCAAGGAGACAGACAUCAAACACCUGCGGAAGCUGAAACACCCCAACAUUAUUACCUUCAAGGGUGUGUGUACCCAGGCCCCCUGUUACUGCAUCAUCAUGGAAUUUUGCGCCCAGGGCCAACUGUAUGAAGUACUGCGUGCCGGGCGGAAGGUCACCCCCUCCCUCUUGGUCGACUGGUCUAUGGGCAUUGCUGGUGGCAUGAAUUACCUGCAUCUCCAUAAGAUCAUCCACCGUGAUCUCAAGUCACCCAACAUGCUGAUCACCUAUGAUGAUGUGGUGAAGAUCUCCGACUUUGGCACCUCCAAAGAGCUCAGUGACAAGAGCACCAAGAUGUCUUUUGCUGGCACGGUAGCCUGGAUGGCACCAGAAGUCAUUAGGAAUGAGCCUGUUUCUGAGAAAGUAGACAUCUGGUCCUUUGGCGUUGUUCUUUGGGAGUUGCUAACAGGAGAAAUCCCUUACAAGGAUGUGGAUUCCUCAGCCAUAAUCUGGGGUGUGGGCAGUAACAGCCUCCACCUGCCUGUGCCCACCAGCUGCCCCGAUGGUUUCAAGAUCCUGCUAAGACAGUGCUGGAAUAGCAAACCUCGGAACCGUCCAUCUUUCCGUCAGAUCCUGUUGCACCUUGACAUUGCCUCGGCUGAUGUACUCUCUACACCGCAAGAGACCUAUUUCAAAUCCCAGGCUGAAUGGCGGGAGGAGGUGAAGCUACAUUUUGAAAAGAUUAAAUCAGAGGGGACAUGUCUACACCGCUUGGAGGAGGAGUUGAUCCAUCGACGGCGAGAAGAACUCAGGCAUGCCUUGGACAUCCGAGAGCACUAUGAACGCAAGCUGGAGCGAGCCAACAACCUUUAUAUGGAGCUCAAUUCCCUUAUGUUACAGCUGGAGCUCAAGGAGAAGGAGCUGCUCCGGCGGGAACAAGCUCUGGAGAAGAAGUACCCAGGGCUCUUUAAGCACCAUCCAUCCCGCAGCCUCCUCCAUGGCAACACAGUGGAAAAAUUGAUCAAGAAGAGGAAUGUGCCUCAGAAGCUCUCUCCACACAGCAAGAGGCCAGACAUUCUGAAGACAGAGGUGAUCAUGGAUCCAGCUCUGCCCCAGCUUGCCAUCCCCGUGUGCCAGAAAGGUCCCCCGUCACCCGGGCGCAGUCGCCGGGCUAAGUCACGCUACCGUAAGGUCAGCACUCGGGGCAGUUGUGGGGAGCUGGCUGAACCUGGAGGAGCCAAGCGCCUGGAGCCCUGUGCUGCUCUGCGAGGCCUUCAGCAUGACCUUUUACUACGCAAGAUGUCGUCUUCCAGCCCUGACCUCAUCUCCACGACUCUUGGGGCUGAGAGCCGUAAAGGGGCAGCCGGGCCCGAAUCCCCACCGACAGAGCAGCCCCGCAGUGAAACCCCCAGUGAAGAUACUGCCUCAGUGCCAUGCUCCAGCAGCCCCGAGUCUCCUUCUUCCCGACAAGGUGCUGUAGGUCCAGCUGGGAAAGCAAGGCUGCAACCAGGAGAGGAGGCUGAUAGAGAACAAGGUCGAGGAAGCCGAGCAGGAGCCACCUCUCAAUCCCAACACCUCACGCCAGCAGCUCUGUUGUAUCGGGCAGCUGUCACCAGGAGCCAGAAGCGUGGAGUCUCCUCAGAGGAGGAGGAGGGCGAGGUGGACAGUGAAGUAGAGCUUCCCCUUCGGCAAAGGUGGCCUCAGACCAUGAGCAAGCGGCAGUCACUCUCCACUUUCAGCUCGGAGAAUUUCUCUGAUGGAGAUGGCGAAGAAGGCACUGCCAGCGAGGGCACCACAGCUUCCCACAGCGGUGGCACGCCAGAUGUGGCCAGCACCAAUACGGACGAACGGCUGGAUGCAGAGCGUUCAGAUGAUGAUAUCCUGGGACACUCGGAUGGGCUGUCUGAAAAGGAGGCAGCCAUCCGUCUCGUCAAACGCCAGCUCAGUGCCGAGCAGAAUGCAGGAGAGGACCCUGCCGCCUACGAAGAUUCAGACUGUGACAGUGCCGAACUGGACCAUUCAGGCAGUGGGGAGGUGCAGAGACUUCCAGACAUGCCCAAUUUGUGAACUCACCCGCUCGGCUUUCCCUUCUUCAGGUUGUACAGACCCGUCCUUCCUCUGCCUCUCUGCACCACCACCAUCUCCCCAGAUAUUUAUAUAAAUAAUCUAUAAAGCUCUAUAUAAAUAUAUAUUAUCUCAUAAUCUCUGGAAGGAGAGCCAGCACGCCUCAUCACCUCCCUCCCUGCCCUCACUUCAGCUUCCUGCAUUCUCUCGGACUGGCUGGGUUUGCGUGUGUGGGUCUCAAGGGUCACUUCCUGCCAUCGGGACUCGCUGUUUUCACUUGGGACAACUGGAGACACAGAACAAAUGAACACAAAACCAAGCAACUUAUAGUCAUUGCCCUUCCAACUGAGCAGGGCGGCUUGUGCCCUAUGCUGAGAGGAAUUGAUCCCUUCUACUCUACUUCCUCAAGUCCUGAAUAUUGUGAGUUCCAACAAAGGACCCACCAGUUCCGGCCAAGCCCAAGGAUUCACCAAUGAGUCCAAGAAGCAAAGUAAGAGAUUGAGGAAAGAGUUGAGCUGGAAAUGUGGUGCUUUCAUCUCCCAGAGGAAAUGGCAAGGUGCAUCAACGGGGCUCCAGAGCUCUUUGCUACAUCUCGGCUGGAGGGUGUGCAUUUUGAGCCUCAGCCAGACUGUCUCUGAGAGGGACUUAAUGCAUGUUUGGGCCACAGUCAGCAUGGAAACUCCCUUCUCCCCGUCCCACUAAGCCACAGCGUGAAAAAUAAGUCUUUCCCAUUCCUCUUAUGUAGCCCUUUGCACAAAUAACAACCAAAGCCAGAGUGCAACAACCUCUCAAAACACAAACACACAUACCCAUGCUCCAGUUCUUGGGAAUGGGGUGCAUAGCCCCAAAACUACAGUAUCUGCUCCCUUCCCUCAUCCUCCAGCACCCAACCAUACUGGGUGAGGUUGGGUCAGUGAGUGUAUAUAUACACACACAUACACACCACACAUAUGUAUACAUGUAUAUACACUCAAUGUGGCCCAUUCACAAUUUUGGGAUGGGGAAAACAGCUCCAUUCUACUCUCUGCUGGCACCAACAUGCACUGCACUUUUUAAUUUAAUUAAUUAAUUUAUUUUAUUAAUUUAUAACGAGGAAUGUUUACAUUUGCACUUAAUGUGUGUCCCUGUCAGGUGGGUUUGUGUG